Molecule: messenger RNA, 497 nt
Organism: Rhea pennata
Lineage: Eukaryota; Metazoa; Chordata; Aves; Rheiformes; Rheidae
Gene: RPS17
Product: ribosomal protein S17
Exons: 5
Coding region: 46-453 (135 amino acids)
Biological process (GO): translation
Cellular component (GO): ribosome
Molecular function (GO): structural constituent of ribosome
Source: RefSeq, a predicted model, not a curated record
GCCCGCCCGCCUCCUCCGCUCUCUCUUGCCGCAGCCGCCGCCAACAUGGGACGCGUGCGAACGAAGACGGUGAAAAAGGCCGCCCGUGUCAUCAUCGAGAAGUACUACACCCGCCUGGGGAACGACUUCCACACCAACAAGCGGGUGUGCGAGGAAAUCGCCAUCAUCCCCAGCAAGAAGCUGCGCAACAAGAUUGCGGGGUAUGUCACCCAUCUGAUGAAGCGUAUUCAGAGGGGGCCUGUCAGAGGCAUCUCCAUCAAACUGCAGGAAGAGGAAAGAGAGAGGAGGGAUAACUACGUCCCAGAGGUCUCUGCUCUUGACCAAGAGAUCAUUGAAGUGGAUCCUGACACGAAGGAAAUGCUGAAGCUUCUGGACUUCGGCAGCCUCUCCAACCUGCAGGUCACACAGCCCACGGUGGGGAUGAACUUCAAAACACCCCGAGGAGCUCUCUGAGUCUGUCGCUGUAUGUCGCUUUUCCAAUAAAUGCGGGAAACCAA